Oppiella nova is the source of this 876-nucleotide messenger RNA. The record is from the annotation of a GenBank genome assembly. Lineage: Eukaryota; Metazoa; Arthropoda; Arachnida; Sarcoptiformes; Oppiidae.
AUGCCUGCGCAAUAUGGUAGAGCUAAUGCUUUAAUGGACUGGACAAUGCCUAAAGGGAAUGGGAUUCAAGAAUAUUCUGGUGUAUGUUAUGGAGAGUUGGGUUGUUUUAACCGCACCGAUAACUAUAAGCACCCGAUCUUUAGGCCAACCAUUUUGUUGCCACAAUCGCCGCAAAGGAUUAAUACAAAACUCAUUCUCUAUGAGAGAUCCCAACCCGACGGACGGGUAGUUAUUGUCAACCAAUGGAUUGUAGGAAAAGAUUUGACACCAUUUCUGAACCAGACAUCCGGUGAACGCAAAGACAUUAAGUUUAUUAUCACUGGAUUUAAAGACAAUCCGUCGGAACAGCAAUGGAUUAAUAGAUUGAAGAAUGAGUUACUUAUUAAUGGAGAUUAUAUUGUAUUUGUUGUGGACUGGUCUGGUGGGAACGGGCUACCAUAUCAUCAGGCUAUUGAAAAUAUGCGGGUAGUAGUGACACAACUGUCUAUAUUUAUGACACACUUACAGAGUCAUUUGCAAGUACCAUGCAACAAUUAUCAUUUGAUUGGCUAUAGUUUGGGCGCACAUUUAGCCGGUUUAUUGGGGAAACAAUUACAGAAUUUUAAUGUUACAUGUAAACUAGGUAGAAUAUCGGGCAUGGAACCAGCAAGGCCUUAUUUUGAACAUUUGCCUCAAUCGAGACGACUGUCCCGAAGUGACGCCAAUUUUGUUGAUAUCAUUCACACUGAAAGUCGGACAAAAGGUCUUUUCGAAUGGGGGGCUGGUAUGUCACAGGCCAUAGGGCACGUGGACUUCUAUCCCAAUGGGGGCAGUGGUCAGCCCGGGUGCUCACGACAUAGGAUCUCCAGGUUCUGGAAUAAUGGUUGGACUGAAGGG